AGAAUAUAAAAGAAUGAAACGAGUUACGACCAGACGAUGGCGUCGUGAACCGUCAUAAGAAAACGAGAUGUGGUGAACGAAUAUGCGUGCCUCGCGUUUCGAUUCGCGAUUCGAGUUAUUCAAAGUCAUCCAUAAAUGUUCGUCAAGUCAUUGCGGUCAAGUGCACCAUUACGAAAUGUAACCUGUGAAUCGACUUCCUUUCUCGGUGGUUUUCGCCGCUCGGUGAAGCUUUUGAAGUAUUUGAAUUCCGGAAUGCUGCUUCCAUAUACAAUACUAAGCUGUGCAUGAAAAACGUGUCUUCCUCGACGUUUUUUAGAACAAUAUUAACAGAAUGGAGACUUCAAUGAGAGAAAGGAUCCUCAGCUUUGCUGAUGUUAUAAUGAGAGUGCCACCUCUAUUUAUAAUCGAUGAGUUACUCAGAAUUAGUCUUGGAUUACCUAACGACAAUAUUGUGCUGGAGAGUACUGAAAAUAGUUUCAAAACUAUCAAUGUAGGAAUUGUUAAUUCUAUUUCUGCAGUUACAACAGAUUCGUUCCUGAUGGAGCAGUUUGACUUCACUCGUUUCGCUUAUAAAACUUAUUUGAUAAUCGUAUUCAAAUUUUUAUCCUGUUGUUUGGGAUGCCUUGUAGCUUUAUAUACAUUUAUGUUAUGUACUAGACAUUUAAUAAUUGUAUACUUAUACUUAAUAUCCGUUGGGGUGAUAUUUGUAUCAUAUUGGUCAAAUGUUAGUACAAUGAAAGCAAUUAUAGCUUAUAUAAAUUCUCAUGAAUCUGCAACCAGCAUACUUGACAACAUAUUAUCCCUGAAUUUAUCAGACGUUCUGUAUAAUGGUCCAGGCUUACUGAUUAUUCAAAAUUAUAUACUACAAUGUUUGUUGGCCAGCAUCUUUUGUUACAUUCAUCUUGCCCCAAAAAAUCCUAUAGUACAAAAACUGCUUGUAUUGAGUUUUAUGUCACCAUCUAUUUUGGGUAUUCAUCCCUUACCGGUACAAUAUUUAUAUCAUGCGCCAGUAUGUGCGACGUUAAUUCCAUUAGCUGUGUGCAAAUUUAUCAUCUGGUAUAAUGGCAUCUCUAUGUUAAAAACACUCUACAUGGGCUAUCGACAUGCGCGCAACUUUAUAAUCAACUACGGUUUAUCUGCUCUCGCGGAAACAGAAUGGAUGCGUCUAAACGUACCAUGCGUACUUCGAACAUUCUGGAUAUUACGAGUGGGAGAACAGGUCAUUCAAAUUUUGGGAAAUCAUUAUGGCGAAGAAACAUUUAAUUAUUACGUCAUGAUUAGGACGCUAUUGGUAAAUGGUUGCGAAACUUUAACAGCUGUUCUCGGUAUGACCAGCAUAAUCUCCUUCAUUUGCCAUUAUAUUGGCUGUUUCUUCCAAUGGGUACUGUUAACAGAAGAUGAGGAUGAGAAGAGUAUUGGCACAGUGUCCGCUAUAUUGUUCUACAUUCUUGCUUUGCAGACCGGACUGACAAGUCUUGAUAGAGAAAAGCGUCUAGUACGAUUGUAUCGUAAUUUCUGCCUAUUGUUCACGGCAAUUUUACAUUUUGUGCACAAUAUAGUGAAUCCGCUUUUAAUGUCGCUCAGUGCUUCCCAUAAUCCAGCUCUACACAGGCAUUUGCGAGCUUUGGCAGUUUGUGCCUUUCUUAUAUUUUUUCCGAUAUCAUUACUUAUAUUCCUCUGGUCUCACUUUACUGUCAGCACGUGGUUAUUGGCCGUAUCGGUUUUCAGCAUCGAAGUGAUAGUCAAAGUAGUGGUCUCGCUUGCAAUUUAUUCGCUCUUUCUGAUUGACGCGUAUAGAAGCGCGUUCUGGGAACAAUUCGAUGAUUGUGUAUACAUUAUACGAUCAUUCGGCAACACUGUAGAAUUUGCAUUUGGCAUUAUACUGUUUUUCAAUGGUUUCUGGAUACUAGUCUUUGAGUCUGGUGGAGCUAUUCGUGCCAUCAUGAUGUGUAUACAUGCUUAUUUCAACAUUUGGUGCGAAGCAAAGGCCGGAUGGAGCGUAUUUAUGAAGCGACGUACAGCUGUGAACAAGAUCAACUCUUUACCAGAAGCAAAAGCCGAGCAGCUUGAAAAACUAGAUGAUGUUUGCGCAAUUUGCUAUCAGGAAAUGCAGAGUGCCAAGAUCACCCAAUGUAAUCAUUAUUUUCACGGUGUAUGCUUGCGAAAAUGGCUAUAUGUUCAAGAUCGAUGUCCUCUUUGUCAUGAUAUAUUAUAUAAAGUUGAAAACGUGCAAAGUAGAGACAAUGGUAUUCUUGAGGAAGACAGAAGAAAUCUUAUUGAAAUGUAAAAGUCACGUUUCGGGUUUAUAUUAUUCUUCAAUGAUUUCUGGAGACUAAAUUUCGAAUUUGGUCGUGCCAUUAUGUACAUACAUAUUUAUUUCAACAUCUCGUGCAAUAUAUAUAUAUAUAU
Messenger RNA from Camponotus floridanus (Florida carpenter ant), 2409 nucleotides. RefSeq names its product protein TRC8 homolog (gene Trc8). Lineage: Eukaryota; Metazoa; Arthropoda; Insecta; Hymenoptera; Formicidae. The coding region runs from base 332 to 2287 and encodes 651 amino acids. Gene Ontology annotation, cellular component: endoplasmic reticulum; endomembrane system. The transcript is spliced from 4 exons. Gene Ontology annotation, biological process: ERAD pathway. Gene Ontology annotation, molecular function: ubiquitin protein ligase activity. The record is from RefSeq and is a predicted model, not a curated record.